This is a messenger RNA of Quercus lobata, 1773 nucleotides long. Its product is annotated as serine carboxypeptidase-like 7. Lineage: Eukaryota; Viridiplantae; Streptophyta; Magnoliopsida; Fagales; Fagaceae. The transcript is spliced from 15 exons. The record is from RefSeq and is a predicted model, not a curated record. Gene Ontology annotation, molecular function: acyltransferase activity, transferring groups other than amino-acyl groups; serine-type carboxypeptidase activity. Bases 112 to 1548 code for a protein of 478 amino acids. Gene Ontology annotation, biological process: proteolysis; secondary metabolic process.
AAUUGCUUAAUUGCUUAUCCAAAAUCUCAUUCGCUACUAUAAGUAUAAAUUUGUUAGUUUCCCAAGUUUCGUGGUCGAAAAAAGUCACCCUUCAUCAAGUUCCAAAGAGGCAUGGCAGCACGGCAGCAAAAGUUUGAAAGUAUGUUCAGCUCCACUGUCAUCACCUUGCUUUGGCUGCUUGCAUUUUCUAUGUUGUGCAUGGCCCAGUCCCAGUCGAUUGUCGAGACUCUACCUGGCUUUCCUGGUAAACUUCCAUUCAAACUUGAAACAGGAUAUGUGGGGGUGGGUGAAGCAGAUGAUGUGCAACUAUUUUACUACUUCAUUGAAUCUGAGAGGAAUCCAAGGAAGGACCCUCUGCUGCUUUGGCUUACUGGAGGCCCUGGUUGUUCUGGCUUCUCGGGACUGGUUUAUGAAAUUGGUCCACUGUCAUUUAAUUACGAAAAUUUCGAUGGGAAUGAACCAACAUUCCAAUUGAACCAAUAUUCAUGGACAAAGGUUGCUAGCAUUAUAUUUUUGGAUGCUCCUGUUGGCACAGGAUUCUCCUAUUCAAGAACCUCCCAAGGUUACAAUAUGACAGAUACAUUAUCAGCAGCACAAACCUAUGAAUUCUUGAGGAAGUGGCUAUUGGAUCACCCAAAAUUCUUGACAAAUGUACUCUAUGUUGGUGGCGAUUCAUAUUCAGGCAUUACUGUUCCAAUCGUCGUUCAAGAAAUACAUAAUGGUAACGCUGUUGGAAAUGUGCCAUUCAUGAAGCUAAAUGGAUACUGUCUUGGCAACCCAGUUACAGAUCGACGUAGUGAUGUUAGUACACAAAUUGAGUAUGCUCAUCGUGUGGCACUUAUAUCUGAUGAACUCUACGAGUCAAUCAAAGAAAGUUGUCAUGGCGAGUAUGUGAGGGUAGAUCCAGAAAAUGUGCAAUGUCUGAAAGAUAUUCAAGCUUACACAGAUUGCAUUUCAAAACUUGAUCCUGCCAACAUUCUGGAACCAAAUUGUCCUGUAAUUUCCCCAAAAUCAAAAGGAAUAGGAUGGGAUCAAGCAAUUUUUGAAGAAAACCCUAUGGAUAUACUCCUUUCGUGGUCUCAAACUCCUACCUUAUGGUGCCGGGUUUAUAAUUAUGUGCUCUCAUACAUUUGGGCUAAUGAUGAAAAUGUACAAAAUGCUCUUGGCAUCCGGAAGGGAACAAAAUUGAGCUGGUUUAGAUGUAAUAAGACUUUGUCCUACACAUAUGAUGUUGUAAGUACCAUUGAGUAUCAUCGAAAUCUCACAAAUACUGCCUACCGAUCUCUGAUUUACAGUGGAGACCAAGACCUGAGUGUUCCAUAUGUUGGCACCCAAGAAUGGAUCAGAUCCCUCAAUAUGACUAUCACAGAUGAUUGGCAGCCAUGGUUUGUUGAGGGCCAAAUUGCCGGGUACACAAGGUUCUUUACGAAGAAUUUAUACCAUAUGACUUUUGCUACGGUUAAGGGAGGGGGUCACACAGCCCCAGAGUACAAGCCUAGAGAGUGUUUUGCCAUGGUGGAUAGGUGGCUUUCCUACUAUUCUCUCUGAUCUAAAAAAGUUGUAGCUGCAAAUCUUAGCAACAAUUUGAUAUGUAAGCAGCCAGAUGGUGAUAGAAAUUGCAAGUAUGGCCACUGUGAUGAUGAAAACAAUUGGUGUUGUUUGUAAUAAAAAGACUGAACCAACCAAUAAGUAUUGUCGUAAAUUUUACUAUAUUUAGUAGGCACUUCAACUUUUAAAAAUAUAGGAAUAUUAAAUUAUGAAAGGCUUAAAGGU